Molecule: messenger RNA, 1091 nt
Organism: Teleopsis dalmanni
Lineage: Eukaryota; Metazoa; Arthropoda; Insecta; Diptera; Diopsidae
Product: steroid receptor seven-up, isoforms B/C
Exons: 4
Coding region: 128-967 (279 amino acids)
Biological process (GO): cell differentiation; anatomical structure development; regulation of transcription by RNA polymerase II
Molecular function (GO): nuclear receptor activity; RNA polymerase II cis-regulatory region sequence-specific DNA binding
Source: RefSeq, a predicted model, not a curated record
CAAAUCAUUUUUCAAACGCUCAGUACGUCGAAAUUUAAGUUACUCAUGUCGAGGGAGCAGAAAUUGCCCCAUUGACCAACAUCAUCGAAACCAAUGUCAAUAUUGCCGUUUAAGAAAGUGCCUCAAAAUGGGUAUGCGACGAGAAGCUGUACAGCGCGGACGUGUACCACCCACACAACCAGGACUUGGCAUGCAUGGCCAAUAUCAAUUAGCAAAUGGUGAACACAUGGGUGUGGCCUUCAAUGGGCAUAACUACUUAAAUUCCUAUAUAUCAUUACUGUUACGUGCUGAACCAUAUCCCACAUCGCGCUAUGGUCAGUGUAUGCAACCGAACAACAUAAUGGGUAUUGACAACAUUUGUGAACUGGCAGCACGUUUACUAUUUUCCGCUGUCGAAUGGGCCAAAAAUAUUCCUUUCUUUCCUGAACUUCAAGUCACCGAUCAAGUGGCGCUGUUACGGCUUGUUUGGUCGGAGUUGUUCGUUCUAAAUGCCAGUCAGUGCUCCAUGCCACUGCAUGUGGCGCCACUGUUAGCCGCUGCUGGUCUGCAUGCCUCUCCGAUGGCUGCUGAUCGUGUUGUCGCCUUUAUGGAUCACAUACGCAUCUUUCAGGAGCAAGUGGAAAAACUGAAGGCGCUACAUGUUGAUUCAGCCGAAUAUUCCUGCCUAAAAGCCAUUGUGCUGUUUACAACCGAUGCCUGUGGUCUUUCCGAUGUUACACAUAUUGAAUCCCUGCAAGAGAAAUCCCAAUGCGCUUUAGAGGAGUAUUGCCGUACGCAGUAUCCUAAUCAACCAACAAGAUUUGGAAAAUUGUUAUUAAGGCUGCCAUCUUUAAGAACAGUUUCCUCCCAAGUCAUUGAGCAAUUGUUUUUUGUGCGUCUAGUCGGUAAAACACCAAUUGAAACGUUAAUCCGCGAUAUGGUGCUUUCUGGUAAUAAUUUCUCUUGGCCAUAUUUGCCAUCGAUGUGACACACAAUGUGGCGACAAUUGACAACAACUUGAUCAUCCGCUGCCGCAGCGGCAGCAGCAGCAGCUGCAGUGGCCAAUAACAAUAACAACGUUGCAUUCAUAAAUCAUAACAAUAGCAAUGCCG